AUGGACGCACACGGCGCCGCGCUCGCGGCGCCCGCGGGGGCGGAGCAGGAAGAGGGAAGCGGCGGCGGCGGCCACCACGCGCGCGGGACUGCCGGCGGCGAGGACAGGGCGCGCAAGGGGGCCGGCUCGGGCGGCGGCGCGAACGGCGCAGAGGGCGCCAGCGGCGGCGGCGCGGCGGCGGCGGCAGCGGCGGCGCCAGCUGCGCCUGGCCCUGGCCAGGGGCAGGGCCAGGGCCAGGGCGUUGACGCGGACGGCUUCAGCCGGCAGCUGCAGCAGAUAUUGAAUGCGGACCUGACCGCGGCGGCGCUGGCGCAGGGCACGCUGGACAACAUCCCCCUGGGGCCGCUGGGCACGCUGAUGCCGCUGCUGCAGAUGGCGGGAGUGCUGAACGACCCGGCCAUCAAGGCGGCGCUCAAGCAGGUGCGUGAGGCCCAGGAGGCGAUGGUGGUGUUGGACCGCUGCCACGCGCUCAAGGUGCAGGCCAUACAGAAGGAGUACCAGGACUUCAUGGAGCGGAUUCGCAACAAGGCGCAGGGCGCGAUUGACAGCGCCAACAGGGAUUACCAGUCCAAGAAGACCAUCCUGACCGCGCGCAUCAACGUGCUCGUGGACUACCUCAACCAGGGCGUGCCAGUCCAGCAGCUGCAGCAGCUUGCGGCCCAGGUGCAGCGCGCCCAGAUCGCCGGCGCCGCCAGCGCCGAGGAGGCCGCCAUGAUCAUCGCCGCCGCGGCCGCAGGCGCGCCCGGCGCCACGGGCGCGGGCGCCCCCGGUGCUGAGCAGCUGCUGGCGGCGCUGGCGGCCAGCCAGGGGCGCGUGAACCUGGAUGCGAUGCCGGAGCCGCUGCGCGGCCAGCUGGUCGCGGCCCUGCAGGCGCAGCAGGCCGCGCACCAAGCGGCGGUCAAGCAGCAGCAGCAGCAGCAGCAGCAGCAGCAGCUCCACCAUCACCACCACCAGCAGCAGCAGCAGCAGCAGCAGCAGCAGCAGCACCAACAGCACCAGCAGCACCUGCUGGCAGCGGCGGCGGCGGCGCCUACCGUGGUGACGCCCAAGUCUGUGGCUGCGAAGCAGCAGCAGCUGGCGGCUGCGGCGGCGCUGGCGUCCGCGGGGCUCACGCCGCCGCUCAAGGCCCCCACGGCGCCCCCGGCGCUGGCCGCAGCGGCCGCUGCGGCGCAACAACAGCAGCAGCAGCAGCAGCACUUGCUGGUCCCAGGCGGCGCACAGACUCUGCUGCUCCAGCAGCAGCAGCAGCAACAGCAGCACCACCAACACCAACAUCAUCAGCAGCAACAGCAACAGCUGCUGGCUACGGAGCAGCAAAGGGUGGUUCUCGGUCGCGGCGGCCUCAGCCUCAUGCCGGCAGACGCCAAUCAGGCCUUGCACCAGCAAGAGCAGCAGCAGCAGCAGCAGCAGCAUGCGGUUGUGCCAGGGGUGCCGCUGCCGUCUGAGCUGGGUGGCCGGCCUGGGUCGCGCGGCGGAUCAGCAACGCCGUUGGACGAGCAGCCCGCGGCCAUGGACACAGACCCUGCCACAGCUGCCGCCGCUGCCGGUCAAGGGCUCGUCCACGGCCAGGGCUCUGCCGAGCAGGCUGCGCUUGCGGCUGCUGCAGCCAUUGCAGCGGCAGAAGCGGCGGCGGUCGCCGCGGCGCGCGCGUCGGCGGCGCAGGCCCAGGCGUGGGCGCCGCCGCCAGCGGCGAUGGAGAUUGAGUCGCCUGCCGGCGGCGGCUCGUACACAGCUGCGCUCGCAGACGCAUUGGCCAACACCCCGCCUGCGCCCAGCCUGUCGCCCGCCCCAGCAAGUGGGCCGGCAUCAGCAGCGGUGCUUCUGCAGCAGCAGCAGCAGCAGCAGCAGCCCGAGGCGCCAGCGUCGUCACCCCCCCAGCAGCAGCCAGGCGCGGCCCCCGCGGGCCUGGCCACCACGCCCGAGGCCCUGGGGGCGCAGCAGCUCGGCGCCCCGCAGCCUGUCGGGCCCUUUGCGCCCGCGGGGCCGGCGCGCGUUAACAGCCUCAACGCGUGGCUGGGCCCAGGGCAGCCACCAGCGCCGCGGGUGGCGGUGCCUCAGGUGGUGGCCGGCAACAGCAGCCCGACCUUCGCAGUGGGGGCUGGCGUCGCUCAGGGGGGCAGCCCCAACGCGCUCAGCGCGGCUGCACACCAGCAGCAGCAGCAGCAUCAACAGCAGCAGCCCCAGGAUCAGCAGGCGGGUGGCAACAGCAUGGGGCCGCCGCCGCCGCGGCGGACGCCCCCCCCGGCGCCCGGGGUGCACUAA
Monoraphidium neglectum is the source of this 2262-nucleotide messenger RNA. RefSeq lists its product as hypothetical. The record is from RefSeq and is a predicted model, not a curated record. NCBI's taxonomy places the organism in Eukaryota, Viridiplantae, Chlorophyta, Chlorophyceae, Sphaeropleales, Selenastraceae. The transcript is spliced from 4 exons. Bases 1 to 2262 code for a protein of 753 amino acids.